AGUGGACAGGCAGCUGUGAGUAAUCCAGAGCCAGGAACCACCGGGCGCCAAUAGAAGCACUACUAGACAGCAGGGCCUCAGACAGGAGAGCUGAGUAAUGGUGGCUGGAAGUAUGGCAGCCCCCACUGCAGAACUGAGGAUCAGAGAACCACACAGAGGUCAGAGCUCAGCAACACCCCCAGGACAGGAGGAGGGCAUCAGGUACAAUCAAGCAGUAGUGGUGGAUAAGACUGUAUACGUAUCUGGGCUGAUUGGCAUAGAUGCUAAGAGUGGACAGCUUGUGCCCGGUGGGACGAAGAGUGAGGCAAGACAGGCUUUGCUGAACAUGGGAGAAAUCCUUAAGACAGCAGGAUGUGAUUAUGGCAAUGUUGUGAAAACAACCGUCUUAUUGGCUGAUAUCAAGGAUUUUGAUGAUGUUAAUGAAGUUUACAAGCAGUUUUUUCAGAGUAAUGUCCCAGCAAGGGCCGCUUACCAGGUUGUUGCUGUGCCAAAAGGUGGAAGAGUGGAGAUUGAGGCUGUGGCUGUCCUUGGACCUAUAACAGAUGUCUCCUCUACACUAUAAGGAGAAUUCAUACACAGUAUCCCACCUGUGCCCAUGUAUUUGGUAGAAACACAUUUAUGUAACAUGGCAAUUAGGAGCUGAUUGGCUGAUUCUGUAUCUCUCUCCAAUGUAUUACUCUCCAAUGCUUAGUACAUCUCCCCCCAGUAUGAUGUAGAGUUGAACUCAAGUCGGCCGUAACUGCACAUGCAUUGCGUGCUCAGAAGAAAUGCAUAUAUUCAUCAAUAUGCAGCAUUGUACACAUCUCAUGGUCAGAUCGCUCCUAUCUGUACACUUGGCUUCAUAGCGGAUAUCAUUAGUGGGCACUUAUACCACUAUUAUCCCUGGCGCAAAAGAUCGGUUUGGAAACAGGCAUUAUUAGUCAUACGCACCACCCUGCAAAGCCCAAAACUCCACUGGCGCCCUCUCUCGGAGAUCUGCAUAUGUACAAGUGCCCCAUCACCACUCGUUAUGCUGACUCAGCCAACGUAGAUCCAACUCUGUAUUGCCCAUGCUUGCAUACCGUCUGCUCCAGCUUAUGUUCAGAUCUCGCUUAGACUCAUUGGGGCAGAUGUAUUAAGCCUGGAGAAGUGAUAAAG
Messenger RNA from Pseudophryne corroboree (corroboree frog), 1137 nucleotides. RefSeq names its product 2-iminobutanoate/2-iminopropanoate deaminase-like. Lineage: Eukaryota; Metazoa; Chordata; Amphibia; Anura; Myobatrachidae. Gene Ontology annotation, cellular component: cytosol; mitochondrion. The record is from RefSeq and is a predicted model, not a curated record. Bases 98 to 562 code for a protein of 154 amino acids. The transcript has 6 exons. Gene Ontology annotation, molecular function: deaminase activity.